AUGGCGCAUACCAUUGCUCGGGUUCUCUCGGAGACCUCUUGCUACAAUGACAAUACUGGUAUUGAACUUCUAAUUCUUCUGCUUCAACCUGCCAAUGACAGAAAUAACAAGCCUAUAUCAUCAGGCAUGCCUCAGGGACAACUUCCUAAUGCAAGAAAGGAAAAAACAAGUGGUGUUACUGUCUACGCCAUCUCUGCAGGUUUUGUACAUACUUCAGUAUCUAAGAAAGAGAUUCUGAAGCUAAGUGGCUGCCUGAGUCCCAGCUGUGUGAAGUGUGUGCAAACACCCAAAUCCCAUAACCCGCAAGCAGUGCGUAAGAAAAAGUGGUUCACUGAAGAAGGACUUCGCGUGAGUUCACAGAUGCCAGGAUGCUUGACCAAAACUGAGCGGUUGAUGAGAAGUGCGGACAGGGCAAAGAAAGACCAUGGAAGAUGCCGUGUUCCAGGAAUGUAUAGAGUGCCACUCACACCAGGGUCCCUUGAAUGGGCUUCUUUAGCGCUGCGCAGAGACCAAGGUUUGGCCUUCAGAUGCCUCCGGGGGCUGGCUGGCCGCCCUGCGCAGCCCCGCCCUGCCGGCUGCUGGGCGCGUGGCACUAAGCGAGCAGGGCAGCCAAGUCCCCAUCGCCGGCUGCCCAGCACCAGAGAGCAGCACGAGCCAGCCAGGAGCCUCGCGGCGCCGCCAGUCACUAGCAGCUCCAGCGGAUUAGAACUCGCCUCCGUGCUCCUCCCUGCAGUCCCAUUUAAAGUUAAGUCUGGCUUUAAGAAAAAGCUGAGUGGGCCUAGGUUCUGCAGCGCUUUCUUCUGCAAGAUGAACACCAUUCUGCCUUGCCAAGAUCAGUAUUUUGUAGGAGGCCAGAGUUAUAAUUGCCCGUAUUCCACUACGACGUCAGAAUCUGGUGUUGACGUUUCCAAGGAGACUUGGGUCUCUUUCUGGACUGCAGGUCUCCUGGACAACACUGAGCUCCAACAAGCACCACAAGUGCUGGACUCACCCUCUGAGUUAAGUUUCCCUGUUCUGGACGCAUGUUCAUGGGAAGAAGCUCAGCUCUCAUCUCAGCUCUACAGAAAUAAACAGCUCCAGGAUACUCUACUGCAGAAGGAGGAAGAACUUGCUAGGCUACAUGAAGAGAAUAAUCACCUCAGACAAUACCUGAAUUCCACUUUGGUUAAACGUCUGGAAGAGAAGGCCAAGAAAUUGCUGUCAUCAGAUGAGUUUUCCAAAGUGUUUGGGAAACUCAGAAAAGAGAAGAGGAAACCCAAAGAACACAGACACCCCCCUGCUGAGAUUCCCCAGUCCAAAACUGCCAAGAGAAACCUCUCCACGGAGUUUUCUAACUGUAAAGAACAACCUGGGCCCCAUGUGGACCCAUGGGUUCUUCAAACACUUGGGUUGAAAGACCUCAACACCAUUGAUGACACUCUACCAGCUAACUACAGUGCCGCCGCCGCUGACUCUCAUCCCAGAGCAGUUCCCAGUAUUUCCUCCCAGUUUGUACAUGAUGCAGCUGGCUAUUCAAAUGUCCCCAGAGAUCUACACCUUGACUAUGUAGGUCAGGGAACUCAUGCCUCGAAUACCACCACCAUUCACCAGGAAGAUUGUCAUAGUUUUUCUAGGUUUUCUAAUACUCCAGUGAGGGUGCAGACUCUUCCUUACCACACUGCAGAUGUGUCACCCAACAAAACAGAGGUGGCCUUUUCCACAUCUUUGAGCCCUCACUGUAAUGUGAAAACUCAUUCCUUCCACCAAGGACAAGCCUUUGUGCGUCGAGAUGAGGAGGGAGGUUGGAAGUUUACCUGGGUCCCUAAGCAGACCUAG
Molecule: messenger RNA, 1815 nt
Organism: Apodemus sylvaticus (European woodmouse)
Lineage: Eukaryota; Metazoa; Chordata; Mammalia; Rodentia; Muridae
Gene: Gmnc
Product: geminin coiled-coil domain containing
Exons: 11
Coding region: 1-1815 (604 amino acids)
Biological process (GO): negative regulation of DNA replication; negative regulation of cell cycle
Cellular component (GO): nucleus
Source: RefSeq, a predicted model, not a curated record